Molecule: messenger RNA, 3923 nt
Organism: Drosophila navojoa
Lineage: Eukaryota; Metazoa; Arthropoda; Insecta; Diptera; Drosophilidae
Gene: hop
Product: tyrosine-protein kinase hopscotch
Biological process (GO): intracellular signal transduction; cell differentiation; cytokine-mediated signaling pathway
Cellular component (GO): cytoskeleton; cytosol
Molecular function (GO): non-membrane spanning protein tyrosine kinase activity; cytokine receptor binding; ATP binding
Source: RefSeq, a predicted model, not a curated record
UUUUUGUUUUGUUUUGGUUUUGGUGACUGUGGCUGUGGCAUUGGCUGUGUCUGUGGCACCCGUACAAAGCCCCAAUAUAAUCGACCAUAUUCGUAGCCAAACGGUGAUUGUAGCUAGCGUCUGUGAGUUGCAGGCGUUGGCGGGUGGGAGGAGGUCGAAGAGUUUUCCGUUGUUGUUGUUGUUGUUGUUGUUGCUGUUGUUAUUGGUGCAACAAUGGACGACAGCAGCAGCGGGCGCACCUCGCUAGCGGACAGUGCCAGCCUGGCAACCGCAUCCCUACAGAGCGGCAGCUCAAGCCAAAACAUCGAGAACGAUGGCCUCAUCCACGUCUACAACUAUCGCAAGGGCAGCUACGAGAAAUUCUCGCCGACGCUCCACUGCGAGGAAAUAUGCACCACAAUGUGCCGCCACAUGGAUAUAUUGCCCACGGCAGUGCUGCUGUUCGGCAUCCGUGAGCACAGCAACAACAAUAACAAUGAUCCAACGCCCGCCGACAAAGUGAAGCACAAGUGGCAGCUGCCGGGCGAGCUGCUCAACUGCAAUGUGCGCUACUGUUUUCGCAUGCGUUUCCGUGUCCCAGAACUGGACCGACAACUGCCGGUCAUUGAUGUGCACUGCCAUAAGUAUCUGUACCAUCAGAUGCGCUACGAUAUGCUGCACGAGGAGAUCAACGAGAUCCGCUAUCCGGAGCACAAGGACAAGGUGAUGGGCCUGGCCGUCAUGGACAUGCUGAUCGACAAGGAGGAGCAGCAGCUAAUCGCCCAGGAUGUGGAGAAGGCAUACAAAAGCUAUUUACCGCGCAGCCUGUGGCGUGCGCAUCGCAUCUUUGUGCGCUCCAAAAUCCGCAGCACGUUCCGUCGGCUGAGCAGCGAUCCGCCGAAUGUGGACAGCCUCAAGUGGCAUUAUGUCCAUCAAAUUUGCCAUCUGGCGCCCACCUAUCUGACCGAACAGUUUAAGGCGACGGUCGAGUAUUUUCCCAACGAAUCGACAACGGAGCCGCCGACGCACGACAACGGCAGCUCAACGCACACAUCGACAACAACGCUAAUGACCGGCUCCAAUACGACGCUCUCGGCCACAAGUACCGGAGCCGGGCCGGGGUCCAAUCAGCGCAGCAACGACAGCGGCAGCGACACGCACACCUUGCGCGGCCGUCACCAUCUGUUUCAGCCGAGUCGCCAUAGAUCGUCCCAUCAGCAGCUGCCCAACUCGAUACCCGUGUACGUGAGACUCUGGCAUCAUGACUCGCCGGAGCCGGGCCUCAAGGUGGCGCGCGUCACAUCCGAGGCCACGCUGAAGUGGAGUCUCGUUGCCGUUGUCGAGGACAUUUUCUCGCUGUACAAGGAGAGCGAACAGCUGGUGCGCCUGGAAAUCGUUGGCUUUCCCAAGGGAUAUCACAUGCGUUUCGAGACGGAGCAUGAAAUGAAGUCGUUCAUAUCAUAUUUGGGCAUUUACAUAAGAUUGACUGUCAAAUGGAUGCAGGACUUGUGUCCAUCGUAUAAGACACCCUCGCUCGAGGAACUGGAUCGUUUGUAUUGCCAUGGGCCCAUCGGCGGCGGCUAUUCGUUUAUGAAACUGCACGAGAACGGGGACAAGUGCGGCAGUUAUAUAGUGCGGCAAUGCGAUCGCGAAUAUAACACAUAUUAUAUUGAUAUCAAUACGAGAAUCGUGGCGAAAAACAGCGAUCACGAACGCUGCCAAACGGAAACGUUCAAGAUAAUACGCAAGGACAAGCAAUGGAAGCUGGCCUACAAGAGCAACGAGCACUACUUCGAUCAGCUAUCAGAGCUGGCGCAAUGCAUACACACCGAUAGUCCGGAUCGUAUACGGAUACCGGCAUCGAAAUAUGAUAAGCCGCCGUUGUUGCUGCUCUGCCUGCCAAAAAAUUUGAAAACCAAAAAGACUGAAGCGGAAUUGAGUGAAGCGGAAUUACAACGACGUAAUCCGCAGAUAUUCAAUCCAAAAACUGACCUACAAUGGUACAGAGACUCGAUUAAUCACAGCGACGAUGACAAGAUGUUCACGAUGCGCGGCGACUGGAUACAGCAGGGCUCGUUCAAGGAUGUGCCCGUAACCAUGAAGAUGUUGAAGUACGAUGCGAACUUUGUCGAAUUCAUGCAGCUGGCGCAAACCUGGAGCCUGAUCCAGUCGCCACAAUUCAUCAAACUGUACGGCCUAACGCUGUCGGUGCCAUAUACCAUGGUCAUGGAGUACUCGAAAUACGGACCGCUGAAUAAGUUUCUGCAAAUGAAUCCGAACAUUAGCAUGUACUGUCUGCUGGAUGUGAUGCACGGUCUGGUGCGCGGCAUGCACUAUCUGGAGGACAAUAAGAUAAUACACAGCUACAUACGCUGCGCCAAUCUGUAUGUUACCAAAUACAACUCCGAGAAGUAUGUACUCGAUGCCAAAAUCAGCGAUCCAGGCUAUCCGCGCCCAUACAAACAAUCCGACUCACCUUGGAUACCGAUCAAGUACUACAACAACUUGGAGGCCGCCAAGCAGGAUUCGAGCACACAGCUGUGGGCAUUUGCGACCACCAUCUAUGAGAUAUUCUCGCGUGGCCAGCUGGCGCUGGAGCAGCUGAAGCAGCGUGAUCUUAUACGCCAUCGAUCCAUUGACGGUGGCAUAUUGGCGCCACUGGAUCCUCGUCUCUGUCCCCCUGAAAUGUACAACACCAUUAUGGAUGGCUGGAGCGAUGAUCCGGACAAACGAUUCAGUCAUCACGACAUCUUCACGCGAUUGAAUACGGUCAAAAAUCGUUUGCAACGCAACUACGAUGUGCCUGACACAGAGAUGGAGUCGUUCGACUACUCGGAUGGCUAUGGCUAUGGCAUGGCCAAUGGCCAACUCCAUUCGGCCGACUCGGACAGCCUGACGCUGUGCAACGGAGCCGUUGGCCUGAGCAGCGAAUUCUUUGCCAAUUCGCACGAUUUGCCGCUGGUCAUACAGCUGUACGACUGCAAGGUCAUCUAUCGCGAGAAGCACAAAAUUGGCCAGGGCCACUACGGCACCGUUUACCGGGGCGAACUCGAAUAUCACGACAAGGAUCGACCCAAGGAGCAGGUGGCCAUCAAGAAGCUCAAAACUGUGCAGGUGACAAAUGAUUUUUUGCGCGAAAUCGACAUCAUGCGCAAGCUCGAUCAUCCCAAUGUGGUCAAGUUCAAAUAUUGGGCCGAAAAGUCGCUGAGCAUCAUCAUGGAGUACUUUGAGUUUGGCUCGUUCAUUGUCUAUUUGAGCUCACGCAAGCCCAGCCUCACCAAUGCCCGCCUCCUAACCUUCGCCCUGGACAUAGCCCACGGCAUGAACUAUUUAUCUGGCAAGGGACUGAUACAUCGUGACCUCGCAGCACGCAACAUUCUAGUCGAUCGUUCAUGUGUGAAAAUCUCCGAUUUUGGCCUGGCGCAGUUCGCCAAUGCCGAUGGCUACUACUACGGCAUCAGUCAGCGGGAUAUACCAAUUAAAUGGUACUCGCCGGAAGCUAUCGAAACCUGCAAAUUUUCAUCGUAUUCCGAUGUGUGGAGCUAUGGUGUGACGCUGUUCGAAAUGUUCUCACGCGGCGAAAUACCAAAUCUGGUGCCGGGUCAAGAUUUGACGCAGGAAGAGUUCCUAAAUAGACUGCGGGCAGGCGAACGUCUACCUAAGCCGGAGCUAUGCUCGGAUUUCGUUUACAAUGAGCUGAUGCGUCCUUGUUGGCAUGAGACGCCCAAAUCGCGUCCAUCAUUUCAGCAAAUUAUACAAAUCAUAACACGCGAAACUGGUGAUAAUGUUGCAGCCGCAGCGGGCAAUCAGCAACAGCAACAGCAGCUACAGCAGCAACAACAACAGCAACAGCAACAUCAGCAACAACAAUUCAACAGAAGUAUAACGUUGGAGAACGAAUGACAUGAAUCAUUGGCAGAAACGGGCGAGCAGAUAACAUAAUG